GUGCGUGGUUUCCCGGUAGUUCCCCAAGCUCUGCUUGGGUAUCGGCAUAUUCCCGUCAGUAAAAGAGGCAACUCCAGAAGCUCCCGUGUUCUGUCGCAAGGUGCAAUGACUACAAAAGUAGGUCCUGUAUCCACAAAGUCAACGCAGCCCUUUAUCCUGAGAAUUCCUCCAGGGUCCAAGUUCAUCCAAGACCACCUUCAAGAUGCCACCAGCCAGUCCAGGACCAUCCACCAGCUGGUGUUGGAGCAUUUUCACCUCUUUCUACCCAAGCUGUUGGUAGUCCAUCCUGGUCAGAAAGCCAAAGACCCCUUGGCUGUUAUGAAGGGUGUGGGUUCGAGCCUUCCAUAUACAGUGGAGCUUCUGCCCAGAGGAGGAGUCCAGCAGAAACAGGAGACAGUGUCUCUGUGUUUUAAAGCUGAUUCUGAGGCACUCACAGUCUUUGAGGAUUUGAAUGUCUAUCACUCUCAGGAAGAAUGUGUAAGCAUGGAUCCUGCUCAACAGCCCAACUCAGAGAAGGAAAAUAAUGAUCGUGUUGGGGAAAUGAUGUUACUGCCUCCAGGUUGCAAGGAAAGAAGACCAAAUACACCCAUUCUUCAGCCAAGGAGACUGAGAAGUCUGCUAGUUACCAUUGAAAACAAGACCCCACUAGAGGAGCUGUCAAAAUAUGUGGACAUCAGUAUUACUGCACUUGCCUGUGACCAGAAAGUAAAUAAAUGCUACAAGUGUCCGCUGUGUGGGAAGCAGUUCAGUGACGGUUCUUACCUCAUUUCCCACCAGAGGACUCACACUGGGGAGAAACCUUAUGACUGUAGCCAGUGUGGGAAAAGGUUCAGUCACAAGACAAAUCUCAAUAAACAUGAACGAAUCCAUACAGGAGCAAGGCCUUACUCCUGCGCUCAGUGUGGGAAAAACUUCCGUCAGAAUUCUCAUCGUAGUCGCCAUGAAGGAAUCCAUGUACGGGAGAAGAUACUUAAGUGUUCAGAAUGUGGGGAAACCUUCCCUAAAAAUGAAGACUUUUUACUUCAUCUACAGAGUCAUGUAACUGAGAAAUCUUAUGGUUGCAAGAAAUGUGGGAAACGAUUUGGUCGUCUGUCCAACUGUACCCGGCAUGAAAGAACUCAUUCAGUAUGUAAGACCCAGAAGCAGGAAUGAUGUCAGGAAAGGUCCUGCCUCAGCCUGACAAGUUUCUUGAGGAAUUCCCAAACUACCUAAAAAGAUACAGAUACCUGAAAGCCUUGUUAUCAUCAUUUUGGCUGAAGCCUCGGAUUUUAAGAGUUCUCCCUGGGAAGGAAACCUCCUCAAGGGCUGUACCUCAGUCGGCGCAGACUUUUGGUCUACAGAGCUUUCCUGGUGAGCUGUGCAAUGGUACAUGUCACGUGGCCCCUCAUGAGAGACUGAAUAUGAAUUGUGCCUAGGGCUGUGUAUCUCCCUAGGUGAACAAAGUGUCAUUGAAAUAUGUCCCAUUUCCUUCCCUCAACAAACAUAGGAAUUUGCACUUGAGAAAUAAUGCCAAGGUCCUCUCCCGGAACUGUGUUCCAUGGAAACAACCAAACCAGUGACUUCUAAUGGCAAGUCAUACAACCUUCAGGCACUCUGAUAAGGUGUGACUGUUGACUUGUUUACCUCGCUGUAAGGAAAUGACAGCACAUGAAUGUCACAGAGUUGCUCUCAUUUAUAUAUGAUUUAAA
Jaculus jaculus (lesser Egyptian jerboa) is the source of this 1688-nucleotide messenger RNA. Its product is annotated as zinc finger protein 200. The record is from RefSeq and is a predicted model, not a curated record. Lineage: Eukaryota; Metazoa; Chordata; Mammalia; Rodentia; Dipodidae.